Messenger RNA from Caenorhabditis briggsae, 405 nucleotides. The transcript has 3 exons. Bases 1 to 405 code for a protein of 134 amino acids. Lineage: Eukaryota; Metazoa; Nematoda; Chromadorea; Rhabditida; Rhabditidae. The record is from RefSeq and is a predicted model, not a curated record.
AUGUGUUUUUCAUCUCCCAAAUGUUGCACUUUUUUUCCAUUCUUUUUCCUUCUGGUCUCUGUUAUCACCCAACCGAUCGUGUCUCGCUUUCCCUCUUCCUCUUCCACUUCAUCAAUCUAUUCUCGUUCAUUUUUCAUGCCUGCCUUCAUAUUUUUCCUCUUUCUUCAUAUAUUUUUUACCUCUGCUCAUUUGUUUUUUCUAAUCAUCACCCUCAUCCUCUAUUUUUGUGUAUUUAUGUGUGCGUGUGUAUGCUUCGUUUUUCUUCCUUCCGUUUCUUCAUCUAUAUCUCUAUCUCUCAUUUUUCUUCACUCUGUAUGUCUUUUUAAAUGCUCUUCUUCAGGCAGUAGCAUCACCUUCGCAUCCUCUUCUUCUUUUCUUUCAGACUUGACCCCGUUGCUGUGUUAA